Messenger RNA from Ophidiomyces ophidiicola, 1011 nucleotides. RefSeq lists its product as uncharacterized. Gene Ontology annotation, molecular function: methyltransferase activity. The record is from RefSeq and is a predicted model, not a curated record. Lineage: Eukaryota; Fungi; Ascomycota; Eurotiomycetes; Onygenales; Onygenaceae. Bases 1 to 1011 code for a protein of 336 amino acids. The transcript is spliced from 11 exons.
AUGGCCGCGAAUACGAGUAGCGAGACGCAGCAGAACCAGAUAAUAGUGGCCGAAGACGAUAACGAUCUUUAUGACGAAAUCGAUUCAGCAUCCAUCGAGAGCAGCACCGCGUCACUGACCUCCAGUGUGUUGAAUUAUCAAUAUGAAAAUGGAAGACGCUAUCACGCCUAUCGGGAGGGAGAAUAUCUCAUUCCAAAUGAUGAGAGGGAACAAGAUCGACUUGAUCUGCAUCAUCACAUCUUCGGUAUGAUUAUUUCGGGAGAGCUAUAUCGUGCGCCCAUUCCAUCAGGCGUCUCUCGUAUCCUAGAUCUCGGGACGGGUACAGGAAGCUGGGCGAUCGACGUGGCUGACAAACUUCCACACGCCGUUGUGACGGGGACCGAUUUGAGCCCGAUCCAACCAUCGUGGCUUCCGCCGAACUGUAAAUUCGAAAUUGACGAUUUCGAAUCGACUUGGAAUACCAGCCAACCUUUCGAUUUCAUCCAUGCACGUAAUAUUGAAGGCAGUGUCAAGGAUUACCCGCGGUUAUUUGGCCAGGUUAUGGCCAAUUUAAUCCCCGGAGGAUGGUUUGAAGUUGCUGAUUCAACAGUGGGAGUGUUUGGCGAUGACGAGACAAUUGAAAAGGCCACCAAUAUUCUUGAGUGGAGGGAUCGACUGCUCGAGGCCAGUAAGAAGUUUGGAAAGCCAAUGGGCAUGUCAAAGAACUAUAAACAAUGGUGUAUCGAUGCUGGGUUCAAGAACGUCACUGAAGAAAUAUAUAAGGUCCCAUUCUCCCCAUGGGCAAAAGACCGGAAACUCAAAGAGCUCGGACGAUACCAGCAAGCAAUGAUGUUUGAGGCUUUAGAAGCCUACUCGCUCGCGUUGUUCACCAGAGUACUUGGAUGGAGCGUUCCGCGUAUUCAGCUUCUCUUAGUUGGUGUGAGGAGAGAGCUCAUGGACCGCAGUCUCCAUAUAUACUCCCAAUACUAUAUUAUAUACGGGCAGAAACCCGAGGUGCCCGAGACGUCUUAA